CCCCGCCCCUCCGUACCCACAGGCUCGGGCCCGAGGGCCCGCGGGUCCCCGGCAGGGGGCGGCCUCGCACCGUGCCGCGGGCUCCUCCGCAGCCGCCGCCCGGGCCGCGGCUCCUCCCCCGGCCCCGCCUCCCCUGCCUCGCGCCGCCCGCCAGUCCGCCGGUCUCUGCAGGAUCGUCGGUCUGUCCGCUCGCUCGUCCCUCCGCUGCCCGGGUCCCGCUAGCCCGAGUGCGCGAGUCGAUUCGUCGGUUCCGGCCGUCACAAACCCGUCUCUCGCCCCUGGGCUGCCCGCCUCUGCUACGCGAGGCCGGGGAUUGGCGGGGCGCGUAGGCCGCACCGCCGCGGAUGGAGCCGGAAUAAAGAGGCAGCUGAGAAAGCAGCUGGUCUCCGCUCGCCCCGCGCCUGACCCCACGGGCGGCCUGGAGCAGAGCCGAUUACUGGGGAAGGCAGAGCCUUCUUGGCAUUGCUGGGACCCUGUCUCGAAGAGCCCCUGUCCUGUAAACACUGCCUUGUAGCUCUCUUCUUGGCUAAUGACAAGGGCUAUCUGACCAGUCUCCUCUGUGCCUUGUGUGAGGUUCUUGUCCGCCCCUGAGAUCCAUCCGGUAGCUUCUCUCUCAGGGUUGGGUUCACCUUAAGCGGGAAACUGAAGCCAUUACUGUCCAAACCCAGUUUCAUCUUCCCAAGCAUGUCGGAAAGCUGGCAGCAGCCGCCACAGGCGCAGGCACCACAGGCGCAGGCACCACAGCCUCAGCACCAUGCAGAGCCACCGCCGGCCCUGGCUGAACACUCGCUGCCCCCAGGAACAGCUGAGAACCCACUAGGCUGUGCUGUCUAUGGCAUACUUCUGCAACCUGACCCAGGCCUGCAGCCCCCACAGCACGCACCUCUGCCAGCAGGGGAGCCAGGCCCCAAAUGUGGUGUGUGUGGCCAUGACCUGGCACACCUCGCCAGCCCACACGAGCACCAGUGCCUGGCAGGCCACGACCGCUCAUUCCAGUGCACACAGUGUCUCAAGAUAUUCCAUCAGGCCACCGACCUGCUGGAACACCAGUGUGUGCAGGCUGAGCAGAAGCCUUUUGUCUGCGGUGUCUGCAAAAUGGGCUUCUCCCUGCUCACCUCACUGGCCCAGCACCACAGCUCCCACACUGGCAUGGUGAAGUGCUCCAUCUGCGAUAAGACCUACAAGCCAGCUGAGGGCGCUGAACCAGCCACCACUACUGCCCCGUCGCUGCCCCCAGCACCUCCACCCACUAAUGUGGCCCCCGCGGAACAACCCGAAAAGCCCUAUAGCUGCCCCAUCUGCCAGAAACCCUUCAAGCACCUGUCGGAGCUCUCCCGGCACGAGCGGAUCCACACUGGGGAGAAGCCGUACAAGUGCACUCUGUGUGACAAGAGCUUCAGCCAGUCCUCCCACCUGGUGCACCACAAGCGCACACACAGCUCCGAGCGGCCCUACAAGUGUGCUGUCUGCGAGAAAACCUUCAAGCACCGCUCCCACCUGGUGCGCCACAUGUACGCACAUUCGGGGGAGCACCACCUGUUCCGCUGCAACGUGUGCGAGCUGCAUUUCAAAGAGUCGUCCGAGUUGUUGCAGCACCCUUGCACCCCGAGCGGUGAGCGGCCCUUCCGCUGCGGCGAGUGCCAGAAGGCCUUCAAGAGGCCAUCGGACCUGCGGCAGCAUGAGCGCACCCACAGUGCCGAGCGGCCUUUCAAGUGUGACCUGUGCCCCAUGGGCUUCAAGCAGCAGUAUGCGCUGAUGCGGCACCGGCGCACGCACAAGACGGAAGAACCCUUUAAGUGUGGCCUGUGUGAGAAGGGCUUUGGGCAGCCCAGCCACCUGCUCUACCACCAGCACGUGCACACCCUGGAGACCCUCUUCAAGUGCCCCGUGUGCCAGAAGGGCUUCGACCAGUCUGCUGAGCUGCUGCGGCACAAGUGCCUGCCGAGCUCCACAGAGCGGCCCUUCAAGUGCCCGGUGUGUAACAAGGCCUACAAGCGGGCGUCUGCCCUGCAGAAGCAUCAGCUGUCUCACUGCGCUGCAGCGGAGAAGCCUCUGCGCUGCACCCUGUGUGAGCGCCGCUUUUUCUCCUCCUCGGAGUUUGUGCAGCACCGCUGUGACCCUGCCCGGGAGAAACCACUCAAAUGCCCGGACUGUGAGAAGCGCUUCAAGUACGCUUCCGACCUGCAGCGUCACCGGCGGGUGCACACGGGUGAGAAGCCCUACAAGUGCCCCAACUGCGAUAAAGCCUUCAAGCAGCGCGAGCAUCUCAACAAGCACCAGGGAGUGCACGCCCGCGAGCAGCAGUUCAAGUGUGUGUGGUGUGGCGAGCGCUUCCUGGAUGUGGCGCUGCUCCAGGAGCACAGUGCCCAGCACAGCGCGGCGGCCGCAGCUGCGGAGGGCGCCUACCAGGUGGCGGCCUGCCUGCCCUAAGGCCCGGGGCCACCACCUGCCCUGUCUAGUCUCGCCUGCUUGCAGCUGCAUGGCAGCAAGCCUGUCAGCCAGCUCCCUCCUCGGUGAGGACCGAAGGGUCCUGGGCAGGUGGAGGGUGUGCAUGUUCAGUACCGGCACCAGCCCGGCCAUCAGAGGAGCCAAACUGCUGUGGCCAGACCAGAUUCCAUUGACCUCUUCCCCACGACAGGACUUGCUUUCUGAGAGCCCUGCUGUCCUCCUUAUCUGUAAGGAAUUUGAAUCCCACCUGUAGUCAGGUGCCUCUCUGCCCAGGUAUGAGGGAUGCCAACCCAGCCUUCCCAAAUUGUUCAGCCUAGUUAGAAGCCAGGUGGCUUGACAAGAAGAAAAUAGGGUUUCUCCUCAAAUUGCUUUUUUUGCGGGGAAAGGCCAGCUUUGUGACAGUUCUGGAGACUUAGAGUGUAGACUGUGAGCUGCAGUCCUCUGACUGCCCAGCUAGAAUGAAUGUGCCCCAACCGCAAGUUUCUGAUAGUUAAGCUAUGUAGGAUAGGAGUCUUUGGGCAGGGUGUGCUUGGAGAUGAGGGGUCCAGUCAGGGUGGGGGAAGCAGGAACAUUCCAUGACACCCUCAGGCCAGCCCGUGCUGUCGGCAGGGAAAGGGACACAAGCAGCCUGUGUGCUGAGGGUGAUCCCGAGUCUGUGGAAGCCCCCUCCUCGCUGUGAGUAGUUCUAAGCUUCAGGGAAAGUAACGUUCCCUUUGAGCUGCUGUUGUAGGAGGGGAGGGCUGUUAGUCCCCCUUCCCCCUAGCCUCAUCUCGGAGGUAGGGAGGAAGGAGAACCAAGCCCAUGAUUUCCCCAGUAGUUAUCAACAGGUCCCUUCUUCCCAAACUGUGUGAACCAAAGUGUCGGGGGCUCAGAGUCGUAGCGUCAGCUUGUCCCAGCCCUGCCUGAGGGCCCAGUGGAGUUCUGAGUACCCAGGGUGAGGAAUGGCUUCUCACCCCACAGAGCCCUCCUAGCCCGUGGAUUCCAUGAGCCAUCAGUCCGGCUGUGGGCUUGGCCCCUAAGGAUCUUCUGUUGCCAAAACAACCUGCUCUCCUUUGGGUCCUAGAGUCCUCUUAGGUCUUUGGCUCCUCACAGCCUGCCUCCUAUGGCAAACUUGGGAUCGCAGGGAUAAAGGAGCCUGUGGGCAGCAUCUUAGCAGGUACGUGGUCAGCUCCAUCACUGGACGGCCAGAGCCACCUCGAGCCUGGAGGGUCUUUGUUGUCAAAGUCGUCAUUCUGAACCCAGCCCUGCCCAUGCCCUCCUCAGCCCCCCUCCCUAUCCAUGAGUCUUGAAAGAGGACUGACCAGCACCCGAGCCAAGGGCCAGACGGGGAGGAGGACACCGCGCACCUCUCCUCUGAAAGUCCAGCUGGCCGCAUGCACCUGCUGUCUGCCCAGGUUCUCGCCUGUGUCCACAGAGGCAGGUUAACACUCUUCUUGGGCUGAAUCUUGGUCACAAAGCCUCAAAAGACUGGAACUCAGGCUUACAACAGUCCAGUCCUACUUGCUAAUUUUUCCCUUUCAUUUUGCAUUCUAAAAGCAGUUUGUUAUACUAUUCAUAACAUUGUAUAGUGUAAUUUCAUGUCAUUUUGGAUCAUAUAUAAAUAUGAGAGUUUGGAAUUUCUCAAAGAACGACUCCACUUUAGGUAGCCAUUUUGACGUUACCCCACAGUGAGUCUGAUGUGUGCUCUGGAAGUAAAGACGUGGCCCGCUGCAGCUCCAGCUCUUCCACCUGUUCUUUCCGAAGGGAAUGAUGGGAAGUGCAGGGGCUGAGGGUUACACAGGCCAGAGUGGCAGGUUGGGGCUAGGCUUGAAGCCUGAGCUUUGAGGCUGUGUGACCUUGGACUGGUCACUUAACCUCUUUGGGACACAGUUGCCUCAUCUGUCAAAAACCAAAAAACAGAUUGGGAGGUCAACUUACCUCGCUGUUGUGAGAAGUGCAUGGAGACGUUGAGACUCUGAGGGGACGCUAUGGACAAGCUGAUGGGAGCCAAGUGCAAUAUACCUCACCCCACCUGACUUUAAGGUUUAACCAUAGCCCUUGAGGAGGGAGCUGGACCAUGAGAAACCAGCAGCUCAUGAAAGGCCAGAAGCUGGAGAUGGCAAAACAAUUUAUUCAGGUGCUCCCUGGAACAGUGGUAAACUCACCUAGCCCAGCUAGCCUGCUCUACCAUUCGGUCUGCCCUGCCGUGAUCCCUUGGUAGACCGAACCCAGUGCCUUUACCUCAGUCCUUCCACACAUUUUUUACUCCAUCCUUGCCCAUAGCAGUCUGUCUGCAACUCACAUACUUUCCAUUUCUCAAAGGUCAGGGUGGGGCUAGAGAGAGGGAGAAAUAGCCCUCAACCUGGCAUCUGAGAGCCAAGGGCGCCCUGUCCUAGGUAAAGGUAGGAAGUUCAAAGGACAUGGAGCUACUAUACUACAAGUGUUCCUAAGACUGUGUUGUGACCCAGACCUCAUGCUUCUCUCAUCCCCUGUGUAGCCCUGAGAAGCCAGGAGGUUCCUUCCUGUCACUUCUACCACUCGGCAGCUAACAGCAAGGGACCUUUGUGUCUGUGCCGUGCUCAAGGCCCAGCUUGUUUUCUAGUGUGGCCUAGAUAAAACUGCUUGGUGGCCAGCAAUGGCCUGAACAUUCCUUUGUCCAGACCAUUUGGAGGCCCAGGGAUUGCCAAAGCCACACAGUGGUAAGUGGCCUGGAGUUCCACCUGCACAGAGGUGCAGGACAGGCAGUGUGGCCAGGACAUCCCUGACAUUCUGGCUCCAGGUCACUUUUCUGGCUAGGACUGUCCCUGACACCCAGUCUGGCCAGGGGAUCAAGGCAACAAAGUGCUCCCCCUGCCCCAGCCGGUGUUCAGCUCCUUGACAGAACCAAACUACUGUUGUCCACCUUCCCAGGCAGGCAGAGAGGAGGGUCCUUAAAGGGCCUGCACCUCCUUCCUGGCUCAUAACCCUGCUCUUCCUCCAGAGCAGACUGUCAUCCCAUCCUGGACUACUGACCCUGUGGCAAUCCACCCAAGGCCCCCCGGCCAGACUCUGGUGAUGAGGUCUGCAGCGUCCCAUCCUGAAGCAAGCAUUUUGUUUCUGAGAGGUCACACCCCCAGGAAGAGCCCUGGCUUCUGUCAGUCUACAUCCCAGAGGUUUCGUGUCCUGUAAACAGUCUGUGUAGGGGCAGGCUUGUGGGGUCUCUGUCCACUAUGUCCUCACCCCACCGUGGCUCUGCAUUCCUGCCGUAGUUCCUCCACGACCAUAACCGAGCACCUGCUGUUUUCAGGCACAAAGCAAGAACUGCAGACAGAGUUUAAAGGGUUUCGUGAAUCAAGGAGGAGGGCUGAGGAGAAGGCCCGGUUAGUGCGGUCCCUGCUGCUCAAGCAUGAGGACCUGAGUUGGGAUGCCCAGCACCUGUAUGGUUGUAACCCUAGGCUGGGGACACAGGUGGGGGAAUGACAGGACAUACGGACGUUCCUGGAGCUCCUCCCAGUCAGUCUAGCCAUUUGGUGAACACUGGGUACAGUGAGACCCUGUCUCGAAAAAUGAGAUGGGGAGUGAUUGAAGAUGCUGAUGUUGACCUCUAGUCUCCCCAUGUCCAUGCACCCACAGGCAAACACAAAGCAAAAAUGGCCACUGACAUCUGGGACUGGAACCUUCUCCACACCCCAUCUCACUUGGGCCUGUCCUGCUGUCAGCCCCAGACCCUGGGCUAUGAUGCACCUUCCCCGUGUUGCUCUGUAAUAAACACUACUGUUCCUUUGUA
Molecule: messenger RNA, 6193 nt
Organism: Peromyscus eremicus (cactus mouse)
Lineage: Eukaryota; Metazoa; Chordata; Mammalia; Rodentia; Cricetidae
Gene: Znf319
Product: zinc finger protein 319
Exons: 2
Coding region: 685-2430 (581 amino acids)
Biological process (GO): regulation of transcription by RNA polymerase II
Cellular component (GO): nucleus
Molecular function (GO): DNA-binding transcription factor activity, RNA polymerase II-specific; RNA polymerase II transcription regulatory region sequence-specific DNA binding
Source: RefSeq, a predicted model, not a curated record